Lodderomyces parapsilosis is the source of this 966-nucleotide messenger RNA. RefSeq lists its product as uncharacterized. The record is from RefSeq and is a predicted model, not a curated record. Gene Ontology annotation, cellular component: mitochondrion. Lineage: Eukaryota; Fungi; Ascomycota; Pichiomycetes; Serinales; Debaryomycetaceae. Bases 1 to 966 code for a protein of 321 amino acids. The transcript has a single exon. Gene Ontology annotation, molecular function: flavin adenine dinucleotide binding; electron transfer activity.
AUGAUAUUCAAGAGAUUGUUUUCCGUUACGAGAUCUUUGAGAGAUAGUUUGGUCUUGAUUGAAGGAUCCAAGGGCCAAAUCAACCCCGCGUCCUUAUCCACCGUUUCCGCCGCGGCACAAAUUGGUGAGCCGAUAACGGCAUUGGUUGUGGAUCCAAGUUUAGCGGAUGGAGCGGCCAAGGUAGAAGGUGUAACCAAAGUGCUUAAAACUGGUAAAACAUACGAUCAUUACUUGUCUGAGCAGGUGAGCCCCUUGUUGAAGCAAUUAAUUGAUGGAAAGUUUACCCACUUUUUCAUUUCCGGCUCUUCUGUGGGAAAGUCUAUUUUACCAAGAUUAGGUGCUUUGCUAGACGUACAACCAUUGAGUGAUAUAACCAAGGUAAUUGAUGCAAAGACUUUUACUCGUCCCAUAUAUGCCGGAAAUGCUUUGGCCACCGUCAAGUCUAAGGACAAUGUGAUUCUUGCGUCUGUUAGAGCAUCUGCUUUCGCACCAGCAAAGGAACAAGAUGCAGCAGUGUCAAUCGAGGAAACAACUACGCAAGCUGAAUCAGGAAACAGUGUCGAGUUUGUCUCUGAAGAAUUGGUGACAUCUGAAAGGCCGGAGUUGGGAUCCGCCACUCGUGUGGUUGCGGGGGGUCGUGGGUUAAAGAGCAAAGAGACGUUUGACGCAUUGAUUGAUCCAUUGGCUAAGAAACUAAAUGCAGCAAUUGGAGCAUCGAGAGCGGCUGUUGAUUCCGGAUUUUGCGACAAUUCCUUGCAAGUCGGUCAAACUGGUAAAAUUGUUGCUCCUGAAUUAUACUUUGCAAUUGGUAUAUCAGGUGCCAUUCAGCAUUUGGCUGGUAUGAAAGAUGCCAAAGUGAUUGUCGCCAUUAACAAGGAUCCAGAAGCGCCAAUUUUCAAUGUCGCCGAUAUCGGACUUGUCGGUGAUCUUGAUGCCAUCGUACCAGAGUUGACUGAAAAGAUUUAA